AUGCCAAUCCUCCACACCCCUACUAGCAAACGACUCUUUGGAUCCGCCCAUUGUCCACCCCAUUGCAGGAUCCCAGCCUGCGAUAGUGACGCUUACGAGCUAUAUCCCAAGUUCCGCUGGGUCUACAAUAAACUCACGGUAGCCGAACUCCAGGGAAUCGAGUGCGGUCCGCACAGGACCAAACCAGAUGCUGCGCUUUUCCCCAUCUUCAGCAAGCCGAUCUACAACCUUGGCGGGGCCAGCAUGGGGGCCCGGAUCAUACAUACCGUGGAUGAAUACUGGCGCAGCUUCGUCCCGGGCCAUAUGUGGUCUGCCUUGCUGACCGGGGAGCAUAUCAGCACCGAUAUCGCGGUAGAUGCCGGGAGGGUGGUCUGGCUCGGCCAUACGAGGGGAGUGGCUGGUCCGGGCCAGACAUGGGAGUAUUGGGAGAUCAACACGUCCGUCGAGCUUUCGCUAGAGAAAUAUAUCGCUGAUUUCGUGGAAACGCAUCUCGCGGGAUAUACCGGCAUGAUGAAUGUCGAAACGAUCGGAGGCAAGAUUAUCGAGGCGCAUCUGCGGUUCUCACCUCAGUGGCCGAACCUGUAUGGAUCUUGGUUCACUACUUCCCUUGUGGAUCUUUAUUGCGGGAAGGGAUGGACAGGUCCGUUGGCCUCCUUGUCAGCAACACCCGUUGGGUAUUGCGUUCCGCUGUUUGACGAUGAGAAAUAUGCUAUGACCGGUACGACUCUCACGGAUAACACUUUGCGGCGACUGGAAAGCAUGUUCAAUGUCGAAAGCAUCACGGUGGAUUAUAGUCCGGAGAAGCCAUUGGAAAGUAUUCCAAGGCCUUUGGGUGGCUUUAGGAUAGCCUGGGUCAAUGGGUAUGAUCUUGCGAGGUGCAAGUUAGCAAGGAGUGCAUUGCAGGCAUACCUCCAUCAAUUGGAUGGUACAGGACAAUGA
Aspergillus lentulus is the source of this 939-nucleotide messenger RNA. RefSeq lists its product as uncharacterized. The record is from RefSeq and is a predicted model, not a curated record. Lineage: Eukaryota; Fungi; Ascomycota; Eurotiomycetes; Eurotiales; Aspergillaceae.